CUGUUUACAUGGCUGGACACUUCCUGCAUCUCAUUAAUACACGCCUCCCCGCUUUGACUUGUCAUGAUUUGUUUUUGUCAGGAAAGGAUGCCAAAAUAAAGAACUGGAACGACCAAGGUUGCCUGAUGUCGUUCUCAGACUCUCUGCUGGACUGUCAGUCGGGGAAAAUGUACAAAGCUGAAAUAGACCAACAGUUUGUGAUGUCAAUCAUGUCCAGCUGUAAACUGGACUGUCAUCGAUUGGGAGCCCUGCACUGUGCAAUCCUGUACUUUCAGCAGCACUCACAAACUGACAAACAGAUUAUUGACUGGCUUUGUGAUCAUUUCUCAACGUCCGGUUCUUUUAAUCCUAUUCAGGAAUUCAUACUUGCUACUUUGCACAGAAAGGCGAUCUCAGAGUUGGCAUCGCUGGAUAAAGUAUUACCAUAUUCAUCCUUGCUCAACUGGGACGGGGAAAUUCCUGGAGUGACUUGCAGAACUGAGAGGGUUUUGCCAGUUUUCGGAGGAAAGAUUCAAAACCAUCGAGGAUUUUGGGAAGAGAUGAUCCGGAAUGUGGAAUUUGUGAAGGUUAAGGAAGGUUUGCACAAGGCACAGUACAAUAAUAUCUCCCUAAGGGUGGUCCAGGACAAGCUGUUUUCUGAGCUGAAUUUGAAAGAUAAAAAGGUUGCCAAUCGCUUAAGAAAUAUUUCAGAAAAUGGCAAAAAGGUCCUUUCAACUGUGGACACAUGGAACUCAGACCAGCGAGUGGUUCCACUGUUUCAGGAAGAAGAUCACCAGCAGAGGAUGCUGAUAGGACUGAUGGUUGAGAAUCUGAAGGAACAUUUGUUGAGAUAUCUUCAUCGUGUCGGAAAGAAGAAGAUUGACUGCAUUGUUAACAACUAUGUUGUGAACUUGCUUGAAUGCAUCCGACAGAUUGUGGAUACAUUAUGGAAAAAAUAUGGCUUAAGCACCCACAUCCUGACCUUGUCCAACAGUGAAGAAGUGCACUCAGCAGAGAGCGCUGUGUUCCAUAUGAUGAGUCGGAUUUUAGAAGCUGCUAAAGGGCUUUGUCUGCCUCUACCACCAGGGUAUCAUACAGUUCAUAUGCUGUUGGGCUUGCGAUGUCUUCCUUUGCACACCCUCCUGCAUUACAUUGAUCACGGUCUGCUGCAACUUACUGAAGUGUUUGUCACCAGGCUGCUCAAAGAUCUUGAUAACUCCAAGACAAAUGAGCUGUUGAAGUGUUGCAUUGUGGCACGACUGCCAGAGAUGACUGGAGAGAAAAUCUGGCACGUCUGGGAACAUCCAGUUAGUUCAUCCUGCAUCGCACGUAACUAUGUGGAAGCUCUGCUCAAAAGAGUGAACACCCAACAGAAAUCAAAAGUUUUUUCCAUGAGGGACCAAUCGCCUUUCGAGCCCAAGUUUUUGCCUCUGACAUGCCUCAUCAGAUUCCUUACUGAAAUGGAAGAUCAAGCGUUGAAUCCUUUUGAAGAGCAGGAGAACGUGGACGUAAAGUUUGUGGAAGAGAUAGCACUGAAGCAAACACUGGCUCUUCUGGGCCUUGAGAAUCUUUAGAAUGAACAAUGCUGAUCCUGUCCUACCAUUUGCGAUAUUAUUAAAGGGAACACCUUCAGCACAGUCCUGCCAACCUACCACUGAUUGUGUAGAUGGAAUUGCUGUGGACCGAUGACUAAAAUGGCCAGCGGUGUGGUUCAGUAUUCAGGUUGGAGGGCUGCAUGUACAAACGAGGAUUUGACCCUAGAGUGAGUUUAUUUGACAAAGUUGUUUGCUGCGUUGCUAAAACGAUCCAUCUGGAGUGUGGAGUUUGGGGCAGAGAGAGAACAAUUUGCUCACUUUACCAUGAAGUUGGCAGGGAUCAUGGUUGUGGAAAGAUCUGGGCCUGAGCCCAUCUGCUGCCUCAGCUGAAAGCUGCACAGCAGGAAGGCUGAAAAUUGAGUGAAGCGUGUAAAAUGUUUGUAUAGUUUAUAUAGCAUUGUUCGAAUCCACCAUAAAGUGCUAUUUAUCUCAUUCCCAGGUUGAGUUUCGCAUUCUUAAAGGUGCUCAGACUGGAAUAUGUUACUUGUUGUUACUUAUAUACUUUUAAGUUUUUUAAAUUAGUUAUUUGUUUUAAUAAAAAAAUGUCAUGGUUUCAUCUGAAAUGUUUAGGAAAAGCUGGCAGAGCAUCUGAGAAUUGGGUCGCAGCCCAUCAAGGGCAAAUAUUACUUGCCUUGAAUUGACUGAGAAUUAGUAAUGUUUAUUGUUUGAAAUUCUCAAAACAUAGGACACAGCAUCGCUAGACGAAAGAAGACUAAGGUCCAUCUAGUUCGCCUUCCAUCAUCCUGUCAGUCAACUGCACAUGUCAUGUCCCAAACCAUAUACUGUAUCCCAAGAUAUUAUUUCCUAAAAUAAAUCUAUCUAAUUCGCUUAGAUAGAUUUAACACUUUUGUCGACAAAGCUGGCUUUCCACACAGAAUCUUAAUUUCUGACUUUUCAGUAGCGAAUAUUGUCUUCCACUUAUUGAAAAUAAUGCAACUUUUACCUCUGGGGAAAGAGAGUUUCAAGUUCCUGAAAGUGAUUGACCGUCAGUGAGGAGAUGGCCACUUUCAACAAGACUGUGAUAAACGUCUUUUGUCCAUUAUAAGAUUACAUAAAGUUUAAUUUGAAAAUGUACAUUUUAUGGCUCUGCUCUUAUCUCUAGUUUGUAUUUUGACUUUGUAAAUGUCAGUACAUUGCACGUAUGUGUCUCUUGCCAGCUUCAAGACAAGAGUUGCCCAUAAUGAUUUUUUAAAUAUUGAAUAAAAUAAACAGAUUGCUCA
Messenger RNA from Callorhinchus milii (elephant shark), 2794 nucleotides. RefSeq names its product gamma-secretase-activating protein. Bases 9 to 1553 code for a protein of 514 amino acids. The transcript is spliced from 17 exons. Gene Ontology annotation, biological process: positive regulation of amyloid-beta formation. Gene Ontology annotation, cellular component: trans-Golgi network. The record is from RefSeq and is a predicted model, not a curated record. Lineage: Eukaryota; Metazoa; Chordata; Chondrichthyes; Chimaeriformes; Callorhinchidae.